GACAUUAUAAACAAAAUUGUGCUCCGUGCAUCGUGCAUUUACUGUGAAUAAGUAAAUCCAACCAUACUUGAAAGAUGCCCCCAAAGAGAGAAGCAGUUGCUCUCCAGAGGGUUAUCAACAACCAGGAGCAAUGGGAUGAAGCGAUGGGAGUUGAGGGGGUCAUGUUGAUAGACAUAUAUCAAAAGUGGUGUGGACCUUGUAAAGCUGUGGUUGGUCUCUUCAAGAGAUUGAAAAAUGAAAUUGGAGAUGACUUGUUACACUUUGCUGUGGCUGAGGCGGAUGGGAUAGAAUCGCUGGAGAAAUAUCGUGGUCGCUGUGAGCCAUGUUUUCUGUUCUUUUGUGGUGGUCAGCUCACUCAUGUCGUACGUGGUUCAAAUGCACCAGCUUUGCAACUUUCCAUCACAACACAGCUCACAGCUGAGCAUAAAGUGCUGGAGGAGGGUGCAGAGAGGAAAGUGAUUCGUGAUCCAUUACUUGCUGCACAAGAAGAGGAAGAGAAAGCUGCGGAAAUGGCAGCUGAAGAAGAAAGGAAGAAAAUGGAAGAUGAUGCACUUAAACCACAGCCUAAGAAAGUCACAGUUGCUGUUAUCAAACCUGAUGCAGUCAAAAAUGGAUUGGUUAAUGAUAUUGUUGGAAAGAUGGAAUCGGAAGGUAUUGAAAUCCUGGCACAGGAAGAAAGAACGCUUACAGAGGAUGAAGCCAGGGAAUUUUACGCAGCCCAUAAAGAUGAGGACCACUUUGAAGACCUUGUCAAGUUUAUGUCCAGUGGACCAGUACACACAUUGGUGCUAACCAAAGGUGAUACAGGAGAGGAUAUCAUUCCAGAAGUCAGGACGUUAAUCGGUCCUGCAGACGUUGAACUAGCAAAGGAAGAAGCCCCGGGAAGUAUAAGAGCAGUUUAUGGUACAGACAAAAUUACAAAUGCGGUUCACGCAGCUGACUCAGAAGAUGCAGCUGCAAUGGAAUUGGCAUUCUUUUUCCCAAAAUUUGCGGCACCAAUUGUGCCUGGCACAGGAGCACCUCCACAGAAAGAAAGGACGUUAGCUAUUAUCAGACCAGAUGCACUUCGCGAAAAUAAAGAUGCAAUUAUUGAAAAAAUUCAAGCUGGUUUUGAAGUGGCGUUACAGAAAGAGAUAGUGUUAUCAGAAGAUCAGGUUAAAGAACUUUAUAAAGAACAUGAAGGACAGGAUUAUUAUGACGCAUUAGUAGCAAAUAUGACAAGUGGUCCAGUGCUUGUACUAGGGUUAGCAAGGGAAGAUGCAAUUCAAGGGUGGAGGGAUAUGCUAGGACCUAAAGAAGUAGAAGUGGCCAAACAAGAGGCACCAGAAAGUCUUAGAGCACAAUUCAGUGUAGAGGGCGCACCGAUUAAUUCAUUGCAUGGCAGUGAUACGCCUGAGGCAGCUGAGAAAGAAUUUAAUUAUUUCUUCCCAAUGCAAAAUACAUUAGCGGUUAUUAAGCCUGAUGCAGUGGAGGAACAUAAAGAAGCGAUAUUGGAAAGGAUAAAAGAAGCCGGCUUCAACAUAGCAGUAUCAAAAGAAACACAGAUGACGAAAGAACUCGCACAACAAUUAUACAAAGAACAUGAAGGCAAAGAUUUCUAUGACAGUCUUACGGAUCACAUGGCCAGUGGUCCAUCAAUGAUCAUGGUGUUAUCAAGGGAAGAUGCAGUAACAGGUUUUCGUGAUAUCAUGGGGCCGCCCGAUCCAGACGUGGCGAAAGAACAAGUACCAGAGUCGUUGCGAGCUCUCCUCGGUAAAGACAUCUUGCAGAACGCUAUCCAUGCUAGCUCAAAUCCUGACAAUGCUGUUGAGAAAAUCAAAGAGUUCUUUCCUGAGGUGGAAUUCAAUCCUGAUGGUACUGUGAAAGGGGAGGAAGCUGAUUUGGAUGAUGGUGAAGGAGAGGAAGAAUAUGAAGAAGAAGAGGAGGAAAUGGCAGAGCAAGAUGCUGAAGAAGAAGCUGAUGAUGAUGGAGAUGCCGAAGUCAAAGCUGAGGAGAAACAAGAUGAAGGAGGCGAGGCACCAGAAGGAGGUGACGGAGAAGAACAAGGUGAGACGCAAGAUGAAGGUGCAGAACCUGCUGAUGCUCCAGCCGCUGAAGAAGAAGAACAGGCAGCUGAUGAGGAAGAGCAACAACCAGCUGAUGGUGGAGAAGAACAAAAAGAGGAAGAAGGGGAAGAAACUGAGCCAGCAGCUGAAAAAACACCCAGUGAGACGACUGAGGGAGAAGCAACAGAAACAGCUGAAGCUGUGGAGGAAAAUGACAAAAAGGAGGGUGGUGGUAGUAGUGGUGAUGUUGGUGAACAAACAAAUGAAGAAGAACAGAAAGACGAAUCAGGGGAACAAGCUGAGACACCAGCUGGAGAUGACACUGAACAAAAAGAUGACGAGGGUGUUGCUGAAGGGGAAGAUAAAGAAGAACAACAGCAAGAAGAACAAGCAGAAGCUGCAGCUGAUGAAGAGAAAACGGAGGAAGCUGCAGCAGAAGGCGAAGAGACCAAGGAAAAUGUUCAAGAAGUUGAAGGUGGAGAGCAGAAAGAAUCUGAGGCAUAAAAUAUCAAGCCCCGAUGACAAUAAAUAUUCGGUGAAUCUCUUUCAGUUAACUUGUACAUUCUUGGGUAAACUAAAUAUCAGCAAGGGACACCGUCAUGCUGAUCAGUGUAUGCUAGAAGCUGGACUUUUCUCGCCAUAUUUUUCUUUUGAUAACCGAGAGUUGAAACACUCUUAUUUGUAUAUAGGUUUGAGUGGAUUACAGUCAGUUUUAGUUUAGAUUAUUGUACAAUUGUAUUUGUUUAUAAUAAGCAAUAACCGUCCAUGUUAUCACAUUUUAUGUGGCAUUACAAAUGUAAUGUCUUAUAAUGUUUGUACUUUUGUAAAUAUAUAAUAUUCCUGCUGCUGUUGCCUUCAAACCAUUUUAAAAAAAUAUGUAAAAA
This is a messenger RNA of Saccoglossus kowalevskii, 2929 nucleotides long. RefSeq names its product thioredoxin domain-containing protein 3 homolog. NCBI's taxonomy places the organism in Eukaryota, Metazoa, Hemichordata, Enteropneusta, Harrimaniidae. Gene Ontology annotation, biological process: GTP biosynthetic process; UTP biosynthetic process; CTP biosynthetic process. Gene Ontology annotation, molecular function: nucleoside diphosphate kinase activity. The record is from RefSeq and is a predicted model, not a curated record.